AUGUACGCCAGGAUACUCACCUGUCUGUUGGUCCUGCUCGGUGUGCGGUCCAGUGUGUGCAGUUUGCCAUGUGAUUACAUCGAUUCGGUUAACAUUACGGACGGGGAACGGUUACCGAACGGUGACAUCCGCCAUAAUGGGGUGAUCUAUAACAAGACCUACUACCGCACGAUCGACUAUGAGUAUGAGCAAUUUACAACGAAAAAGUUCGUGCCGGAAUAUGUUCGCGGGUGCUUGUGUGCGGUUCGGAUUUGUGUGCGGUUGUGCUGUGGCGAGCAUGAGUAUUUAGGGCAAGAUGAAGCUCAAGGUCGGCUGACAUGUAAGCGCUCGGAGAAAUAUUUACCGAUCAAUGUGGAGCUGAAUGCGACGGAAAUUGUCGACCUGCGGAAAAACCAUUCACUGUACGGGUUUCUGUACGGGAAACCAGGUUUCUGCCAGGUGUACGAACUGCAGCCAGAGUACAAUUCGGGAGACGAGUGGUACCUUGCAAGGAAUGGAAGCCUUAUUCUCGCAGGUGGGGAAUUAAUUGGGCCCAUGCAACGCAACCAGUAUUGUCUAGCGCCUAAGGAAAAUAAUAGCAUCGUCUCUGCACUACUAUGCUUCCCCGCGAACGCAGAUAUCAAGUACAAUAUCUAUCCGGUCGGCAUGUUGCUGUCCGUACCGUUCCUGCUGUUGACUUUCUUCGUGUACGCCUGCAUACCGGAGCUGCGGAACAUGCACGGCAAGUCACUGAUGAGCUACGUGCUGGGCUUGGCCGUCGGUUACACGGUACUGUCGAUGGUGCAGUUAAGCGUCUUUCCCGGCUUGAGCUCGUCGUGUGUGAUCUCGGGCUACAUCGUUUACUUCUCGUUCAUGGUCAGCUUUUUCUGGUUGAAUGUGAUGUCGUUCGACAUCUACUGGACGUUCAAAGGCGUCACGGGUGUUCGCAGCUCGGAAACGAAGAAAUUUCUGCUCUACUCACUGUACGCCUGGGGCUGUCCGAUCCUGCUGGUAUCGACGGCCAUUCUGGCGGAUUACACCGAUUUAUUUCCAGACUAUCUCCGGCCAAAGUUUGGCACGACCAGGUGUCUGUUCGUGGAAAACAAAUUGAUCGAGUUUCUGUACCUGUACAUGCCGUUGCUGAUUCUGGUGUUUAUGAAUGUGGUUUUCUUCGUAAUAACCGCCCUGCGUAUUUACAAAAUACAAUGCGAAACGUCUGUGGUGCGUCGGGGUGAUUCGAAACGGCACACCAAACUGGACAACGAUCGCGAUAGAUUUGGACUCUAUCUCCGACUUUUCAUUGUGAUGGGUGUCACCUGGUCGUUGGAAAUCAUCUCAUGGGCCGUCGAUAAUAAUGCAUGGAUCUUUUACGUUUCGGAUGUCUGCAACUGCAUCCAAGGAUUUCUCAUAUUCGCACUGUUUGUGCUGAAGCAGAAAAUUAAACGAUUAAUCUACAAAAAGUUCGGUAUCCGGGAAAUCCGACAGGAGCAAAAGAUGUCAUCCUGCAGUACGAGAACAACGGCCACCAUGGUUUCGUCCUACCAGGAAAGCAAAACGGAAAAUCCACUGGUCACACAAUCGUCGAAUGUGAUGUAACACGGCAUGACAUGCACAGAGACGGUAUGGUGUUAUUGCUUCUUUGAGAAAAUCUCAUAUUCGACGUCGACAGCGCCCUGCAACAGACGUCCCACUUUUAAGCCAUUGGCCAUUUGCUAACCGAAGAACCAGAAUCCUGUGACGCAUACCCUGUAACGCUUGGGUAAGAGUUCUGGCAUUUUUUUCCCAAGGCACAAGCCUGAUUAUGGCUCUUCGUACAAACUCCUUCUAGUGUACGAUCACCAGCAACUUGGUGAUCGGUUUUUAGACCAGCGCAAAAAAAACAAUUUUAGUAGUUUUAGUACAAAGCUAGUGUAUGAAUGUGUAUGCAACAGGCGAAUGGACAUUAACUCGAAUCUACCUCAUGGAGAAUGAUAAAAUAAUUUAAAAAACAGUUCAGCAAACUGUUGCGCAAAACAGGAAGACGACAAUUUUAGGAACGAGUUGAAUGGGAUGUGAAUUGACAGAAGUAAGAAGCAUGACGUAGUUCGUAAAUUUAUUUAGACGUUAUGCCAAAAAGGACCACUUUACAAUAAACGCUACAUUGAGUGAAGCAUGCGAUAUCAAACAUAAUCGCAAAACGAUUAGUAUAACGCAUUGUAUUUAUUGUAUUAAUAGCGCAUCUUUCAUCCUACCCCAAACACGGUUCAUAAUGUUUAGGUUUGCUACAAGAGUUUUCAGCAAGUUUCGUCACGGACACUCAGAUGCGGUUUACUUUUGGUGCAUUGUUUAAUUUACUGCAAAUAUGACUUUUUCCAUAAAACUCGCUCAUUACUCACAUGAAAUGGUUUCCGCUGCUUUUAAGACUAGGUUCAAACGAAUUACUCGACAAUGCGACCGGCGUAUGCAGCCGUUGCGUUUACUGUUUACCAAUUUGAGGUGUAGUAAAACGAACAGCAGUUGGGCCUAGCUAGUGUUCCUGCCGAAAUGGGAACCACUCUGGGUCGGUAUAACCGGAGGCGAGAUGUUUGGACAAUUGGCUCGAGAAAAAUGCGGGGAUUUUUUAAGCGAAUGUUGCUGGUUUUCUUUUCUACAUGAGCAUAAACAAACAUUCAUCACUUUCAUUCCGUGGCAGGAUAAAGAUCUCUGCUUCGUAUGAGUUCGUUACGUUGCGUUUUUAAGAGUGUUCGUAUUCUGCGAACAAAAUCUAGUACGGAAACCAUUCGUUCCGCGUGCUUUUGUAUGUAGGCGGUUGCCUUUUUUGGUUUUUAAAAAAGAAAUACCGAUCAAGAACAUGCUUUCGGAAGCUAAUUCAAUGAAACUGUUCAUUAAUGAUAUACGUAGAUGAAAGUCAUCGGAAGAAACAUAGGUUAUUGUUAUUGUAUGAGAAUAAAAUUAACAUAUUUCAAAGUAAACAAAAAAAUCAAAACUGUCUAACAUAAAACAAUGAGAUCAUUAUGAAAGUACUUAAAAAAAUAUGAAACAUG
This is a messenger RNA of Anopheles moucheti, 3002 nucleotides long. Its product is annotated as G-protein coupled receptor Mth2-like. Gene Ontology annotation, cellular component: membrane. Bases 1 to 1575 code for a protein of 524 amino acids. Gene Ontology annotation, molecular function: G protein-coupled receptor activity. The record is from RefSeq and is a predicted model, not a curated record. The transcript is spliced from 7 exons. NCBI's taxonomy places the organism in Eukaryota, Metazoa, Arthropoda, Insecta, Diptera, Culicidae. Gene Ontology annotation, biological process: G protein-coupled receptor signaling pathway; cell surface receptor signaling pathway.